Molecule: messenger RNA, 2240 nt
Organism: Clupea harengus (Atlantic herring)
Lineage: Eukaryota; Metazoa; Chordata; Actinopteri; Clupeiformes; Clupeidae
Gene: pck1
Product: phosphoenolpyruvate carboxykinase 1 (soluble)
Biological process (GO): cellular response to glucose stimulus; oxaloacetate metabolic process; cellular response to insulin stimulus
Cellular component (GO): cytosol
Molecular function (GO): GTP binding; phosphoenolpyruvate carboxykinase (GTP) activity; manganese ion binding
Source: RefSeq, a predicted model, not a curated record
UUGUCCAGCGUAUAUAAAAGGCUGAGGCCCUGGUCAUCAUGAUUACAUGCUUCAAGCAGGACUGCAAGCAGCAAAACAAGUCCCUCAACCUCUACCAACUCGAUAGGUCUCAGACACUCUCUUCACAGAGGCAUUCUUGGCCAUUAAUUGGUAGCAGGAAAACCAGUAAUCCAGUGCCAUGCCACCUCAACACCCGUCUCAGAGCCCGUCUGGUCCUCGCAUUGUGCAGGGAGACCUGGCAUCCCUGGCCCCGGCUGUAAGGGAGUUCAUUGAGAGCAGCGUAGCGCUGUGCCAACCCGAGUGCCUGCAUGUCUGUGACGGCACAGGGGAAGAGAACCACACUCUUCUCACCCAGAUGGAAGAGCAGGGAAUGAUCAAGAAGCUCCGGAAGUACGAGGACUGCUGGCUGGUGCGAACAGACCCCAGGGACGUGGCACGGGUGGAGAGCAGGACGGUCAUCGUGACCCAGGAGCAGAGGGACGCCGUGCCCUGUCCUGUGGGCGGAGGUGUGUCUCAGCUCGGGCGCUGGAUGAGCCCUAAGGAGUUCGAUAAAGCCUCCGCUCAGAGAUUUCCUGGCUGCAUGAAAGGUCGCACCAUGUAUGUGAUCCCCUUCAGCAUGGGCCCCGUGGGAUCUCCGCUCUCCAAGAUCGGCGUGGAGCUGACGGACUCCCCGUACGUGGUGGCCAGCAUGCGUGUGAUGACCCGCAUGGGGAAGGCGGUCCUGACGGAGCUGGGCCAGGGAGAGUUCGUGCGCUGUCUGCACUCCGUGGGUUGCCCCCUUCCACUCAAGAAUCCUCUGGUAAAUAACUGGCCUUGUAACCCCGACCUGACGUUGAUAGCUCACAUCCCAGACCGAAGACAGAUUGUAUCAUUCGGGAGUGGCUACGGAGGGAACUCCCUUCUGGGGAAGAAGUGUUUUGCCCUCCGCAUCGCCUCCCGCAUUGCAAAGGAAGAAGGCUGGUUGGCUGAACACAUGCUGAUCCUUGGUAUCACAAACCCUGCUGGGCAAAAGAAGUAUAUGGCAGCUGCAUUCCCAAGUGCCUGUGGUAAAACCAACUUGGCUAUGCUCAGUCCCACGCUGCCUGGUUGGAAGGUGGAGUGUGUGGGGGAUGACAUUGCCUGGAUGAAGUUUGAUUCUGAAGGAAACUUGCGAGCCAUAAAUCCAGAGAAUGGUUUUUUUGGGGUUGCCCCGGGAACCUCUGGAAAGACCAAUCCCAAUGCCAUGGCAACCAUCUGUAAGAACACCAUUUUCACAAACGUAGCAGAGACAAGCGAUGGGGGGGUGUUCUGGGAGGGUAUGGGCCAAACCCUGCCUGAAGGGGUAUCCGUCACGUCCUGGAAAAACAAACCCUGGACAGAGGAGGACAGUGGAGAUGAGCCCAGCGCCCAUCCAAACUCGCGCUUCUGCACCCCCGCUCAACAGUGCCCCAUCAUCGACCCGCUGUGGGAGUCCCCUGAAGGGGUACCUAUAGAGGCCAUCAUCUUUGGCGGUAGGAGACCUGAAGGUGUUCCUCUAGUGUAUGAGGCCUUUAACUGGCAGCAUGGUGUGUUUGUGGGCGCUGCCAUGAGAUCUGAGGCCACUGCUGCGGCUGAGUACAGAGGAAAGGUGAUCAUGCAUGACCCCUUUGCCAUGCGUCCCUUCUUUGGCUACAACUUUGGCGAUUACUUGGCCCACUGGCUGAGCAUGGCUCGGCGCCCCGAUGCCAAGCUUCCCAAGAUCUUCCACGUCAACUGGUUCAGAAAGAGCCCCACCGGAGGUUUCCUCUGGCCGGGCUUCGGCGAGAACGUCCGCGUGCUCGAAUGGAUGUUCCGUCGGCUCAACGGAGAGUCCGGGGCGAUACCUUCUGCCGUCGGCUAUCUCCCCGCCCCCGGCGCUCUCAACCUGUCUGGCCUACAGGAGGCGUUGGAUCUGGAUCAGCUGUUCCAUCUCUCCAGAGAGUUCUGGGAGAAGGAAGUUGAGGACAUCCGAUCUUAUUUCCACAAAGAGGUGAACGAUGACCUGCCAAAAGAGGUACGGAUGGAGCUGGAACAACUGGCGAGAAGAGUACAACGCUUGUGAACGACAGACAAUUUCUUAGCAUUGUUAAUCCACUGUAGCUUUAAAUGCCUUUCAAAAACCCUUAUAUUUAGAAUGUUAGUUCAUCUGAGCACAGAAUCUGUAAAACUGUUUGGAUUCAACAUACCGGACAUUUUAUGACACGCUAACGCUCUCACACAUCUGUUCUGUUAGCGUUCAAUCA